This is a messenger RNA of Lycium barbarum (goji berry), 441 nucleotides long. Its product is annotated as histone-lysine N-methyltransferase family member SUVH9-like. The transcript has a single exon. Lineage: Eukaryota; Viridiplantae; Streptophyta; Magnoliopsida; Solanales; Solanaceae. The coding region runs from base 1 to 441 and encodes 146 amino acids. The record is from RefSeq and is a predicted model, not a curated record.
AUGAGUAUACACAAGCUGAUCUUCAAACCACCUCUUUUUUCCAACCCUAGUCCCAAUUUCAACAACUGCGGUUCUAGUUCAGCUUUCACCCCUACUCCACAAUUACCCACUUCUGAUUCAAUUCCACCGGAGAUUCCACCUGGAUUUGAAGAAACCUAUGUUUAUUCUGAAUUUAAACGAAUUUCUGACCUAUAUAAAGAAGCUUUUGCUGGAAGAAUGCAGCAUUUCGGAGAUGUUGAGGUCGUCAAACACCAGCAUUCUCGUGUUGAGGUUGUGGAAGACCCCGAUUCUCAUGCCAUUGUUUCUGUUAAUGACACCCAGGUUUCAGUAAUUGUGAUUGCUAGAAAAAAACAUCCACAAAGAUCAUCGGAAUUGGUUAGAGUAACAGAUCUUAAGCCUGAAGAUCAACGUUAUCUCCGAGACGCUGUUCGGGAAACCUGA